AUGACAACCACCACUUCCGGUCCGUCCCUCUUUACCUCCCACCUCAGCUGGGCCCGCGCGAAAUUUGUAUCCCUUUGCCUGCUCUCAGGGGAAGACUGCUGGAAGGGGAAGGACCUCCAAAAGCCGGGUACUCUCCAAGGAUGCAGGUCCCCAGCUCCCAGCCCCGAGGCCGCUGCCGUGCCCUUCCGCUGCGGCAACACCGCCAAGUCCGGGAAGUUGCUGUUUCGCUUCCCCAAAGGACCGGGCCGUGCGGCUGCUGUGGGACCGCUUCGUGCGGGGCCGCCGGCCAACUGGUACCGGGGCAGUGACAGCUCCGUCAUCUGCUCCGAGCACUUCGCUCCCGCCUGUUUUGAUGUCUCUUCGGUUAUCCAGAAGAAUCUACCCUUCUCCGAGCGUCUGAGACCCGUGGCGGGCGCCGCGUCCAUCUUGCACUCCGUGUCCUCCCUGCUGAAACCUACGGGGAAAAAAGAGGGAGACAGCGGGCGGCCAGGGAAGGGAGGAAAGCCCCAGGCAGUGAGGCAGCCCCAGGCUACCCCAGGGCCAGCCUCCUGUACACUCAUCUGGCCCACGAAGAGGGCUUUCGGCUUCACAGAUAAAGGGCCACCCAAAGAGUCCCCCGAGGGUCUUGCAAGAACCACAGUCUAUGGCUGGGCUCCUCCACUUAGUGUUAUCUUGGGAAAGUCACCUCACCACCAAGGUUUUUGUUAAUCGGUGAUCUCCAAGAGCCUAUUUAGCAUUAACAUUCUGGAAUUAUGGUUUCUUCUACCUCCUGUUCCCCGAAACACACACGCACACUCUUUCUUUUCCUUCACAUUAUAGAGAAGCCUUCACUCUCCACUCCUGAGUUUUUAAAUACGAAGGAUUUAAUUUGAGUAAAUCUCAAGAGAUUAGGUACUUUAAAC
Molecule: messenger RNA, 902 nt
Organism: Bubalus bubalis (water buffalo)
Lineage: Eukaryota; Metazoa; Chordata; Mammalia; Artiodactyla; Bovidae
Gene: THAP10
Product: THAP domain containing 10
Exons: 2
Coding region: 1-708 (235 amino acids)
Source: RefSeq, a predicted model, not a curated record